Molecule: messenger RNA, 1651 nt
Organism: Achroia grisella
Lineage: Eukaryota; Metazoa; Arthropoda; Insecta; Lepidoptera; Pyralidae
Exons: 3
Coding region: 160-693 (177 amino acids)
Biological process (GO): centriole replication; mitotic cell cycle
Cellular component (GO): centrosome; centriole
Molecular function (GO): calcium ion binding
Source: RefSeq, a predicted model, not a curated record
UUAUAUAUUUAUUUACUUCUCUUGUUUCAAUCCUAUCCAUAUUCAUAUUAAAUAUCGUGAAUUGUAUUUUUAAUUUAAAACUCAACCAAUUUUUAAUUCUUCACAAUAUCUAAAUAGAUAGAUAUACCAGUAAUUUAAAUUAUUAGUUUAAAUACGACUAUGGCAACUGCUAUAACGCAAAAGAAGACCGUGGGUUCUAACAAUGCACCAUCUGGUGGGGUUCGUAAAAAAUCUGGUCCCAAAUUUGAACUAUCUGAGGAACAGAGGCGCGAUAUAAAAGAAGCCUUCGAUUUAUUUGACACAGAAAAUACAGGUAAAAUUGAUACAAAAGAAUUAAAAGUAGCCAUAAGAGCCCUAGGGUUUGAGCCUAAGAAAGAAGAGAUAAAAAAAAUGAUUGCUGAAAUUGACAAAGGUGAUGGAAAAGUAUCAUUUGAAGAUUUCCUUGACUUGAUGACACUAAAAAUGGCAGAGAAAGACACCAAGGAAGAGAUUAUGAAGGCAUUUAAACUUUUUGAUGAUGAUGAGACAGGAAAAAUUUCUUUCAAAAAUUUGAAACGAGUAGCAAAAGAGCUAGGUGAGACCUUAACAGAUGAAGAGCUUCAUGAAAUGAUCGAUGAAGCAGAUAGAGAUGGAGAUGGUGAAAUAAAUCAAGAUGAGUUCUUACGCAUAAUGAAGAAAACAAGUCUCUAUUAAUUUUAUUUUUACUACUACUACUUCUAUGGGAUCACUACACAACAAGCUUUAUCUUGCAUUUUUUAGCAACAAGAGUGAAUCUAUUUUUAUGGGCUCAUUUUACUGUGUACUUAAUAUGUCUAGUUUGUAAGUGAAUAUUAUUAUUUAAUUAAAAGGUGUUUUUUCUCUUUUCACAUGUGAGAUAAUCAUUACAGAUCUCUUAUUUAGCUUCUUUACUUCUUAAGUUUGAAAUAUUUUAAUACCAAAGAUUACUAAAAUAAAAUUAGAGAAUGUAAGUCUACAUAUCCUUCAAAUGUUUUAUACAUGUUACCUCGAGUUGGUAUCUAAAUUUAAAUACUUUAAUAUUUACAGUGACUUUGUUUGCAUAUACUUAAUUUUAGUUAAAUAUUUAAGAUCAGGUUUGAUUAAGUGUGUUUGUUAUUCUUAUAUUAAGUUUUUUUGAUUUCAUUCUCAUCUUCAUAUGUUACAUAUUUAUUCUGGAAAUGGUGUGAAAUCUUUUUAUUUAUAUUUGAUCAAAUGUAACCAACUGUGGCACAUUGUAAGAAUUAAUAUAUUGUGUUUAUUUUUAAAUGACUAAUUUUAAUAAAACCAAUUAAAUGUAUGUUAUAUUGUAUAACCUAUAGUAGGUAUUCAAUAUUUUUGAAGUCUUAUUUUUAUUUGCCUAAACUAAGAGAAUAUAUUCAAUUCACUGUUGGAGAAAUCUAUUAGUAAAUACAUAUUCAGUAUUUCAAGCUGUUUGUUUAUACAAAAAUGUAGUAUGACUAUGGUAUCUAUUUCAUUUCUUUUUUUUCUAUUGCUAUAAAUUGUGUACAAUAUUUUAAUAGCUGCUUUUACAGUAAUAAUAUAAUAAUAAAAUUAAAAGAUUGAAUAUAGUUACCUGAUGUUCACUGGUAUUUAAACAUAAUUAUGAUUAAUGUGUCAUCAGAAGUUACACUACUAAGUAUUAACAUUUGUCGUU